Aspergillus wentii DTO 134E9 is the source of this 1808-nucleotide messenger RNA. Its product is annotated as inositol oxygenase. The record is from RefSeq and is a predicted model, not a curated record. Bases 409 to 1365 code for a protein of 318 amino acids. The transcript is spliced from 2 exons. Lineage: Eukaryota; Fungi; Ascomycota; Eurotiomycetes; Eurotiales; Aspergillaceae. Gene Ontology annotation, molecular function: inositol oxygenase activity; iron ion binding. Gene Ontology annotation, biological process: inositol catabolic process. Gene Ontology annotation, cellular component: cytoplasm.
UCCUCCCACGGCAAAUCCCCCAAACGUCGUGCAGGAUGUGGAGAUGAUUUCCCGCUAUCGUAUCUGGCACGGAAGCCAGAAUCCGGGCUGCUGGUCAUUCCCACGCCACACGGUAAGGUAAAUCAUCGGUAUAAUCGGUAUCUUGGAAAAUGGAUGUCUGGGAUUCUCCGCAUUACUUUUUUUUGCUUGAGACUUGGCAGGUCUGGAGUCGGCUUUCGGAAAUCCUAGCAUCAUCAUCCCAUUCACUCAGCGUCUUGCGUCGGCCAGACAGACAUCUGCCCGCACAGAGGACCACAGAUAUAUAUGGGCCAGUUCACUCCCAACUGUCAUCUCUUUUUUUCAUCAGACAACUACUAUCCAGUUUACAUCGAUACCCCCAAACCAAACAAAGAAAAAACAAAACACACAAUGGCACCCGUUGCAGUCGCCGCUGAGACCCCCGUGGCCCCCGUCUUCAACAAGAAGCGGGAUGGACAGGCCCUCGAGGAUCUCUCCGACGCCAUUGACGAUGUCAACGUCCUCAAGGCCAACAUGAAGAAUGAGAAAGACCUCUACGAAGAGUCUGAGUUCGACAAGAACAAGGACAAGACUCAAUUCCGUCAGUACGAGGACGCCUGUGACCGGGUCAAGAACUUCUACAAGGAACAGCACACCAAGCAGACUGUUGCCUACAACCUCCAGGCUCGUCACAACUUCCACUCGAAAACACGCGCUGAGAUGACCGUCUGGGAGGCCAUGGAGCGCCUCAACACUCUUAUCGACGAAUCGGACCCCGACACCAGCCUCUCCCAGAUCGAGCACCUCAUUCAGUCCGCUGAGGCCAUCCGUCGCGAUGGCAAGCCUCGCUGGAUGCAGCUGACUGGUCUCAUCCACGACCUGGGCAAGCUUCUCUUCUUCUUUGACGCCCGUGGCCAGUGGGAUGUCGUGGGUGACACCUUCCCUGUCGGCUUGGGCUUUGACGACCGAAUCAUCUACGGUACCGAGUCAUUCAAGGACAACGAAGACUACGGUCACGAGAUCUACAGCAGCAAGUUCGGUAUUUACAGCCCCGGAUGUGGCUUGGAUAACGUUAUGUUGUCCUGGGGUCACGACGAGUACCUCUACCACGUUGCUAAGGAGCAGUCGACCCUCCCCGACGAGGCCCUCGCCAUGAUCCGUUACCACUCCUUCUACCCCUGGCACAGCGCUGGUGCCUACCACGAGUUGAUGAACGACCAUGACAAGGAAAUGCUGAAGGCCGUCAAGGCUUUCAACCCUUACGAUCUGUACAGUAAGAGUGACGAUGUUCCCUCUGUUGAGGAGCUCAAGCCAUACUACCUGGAGCUCAUCGACGAGUACUUCCCCAAGAAGGUGAUCAAGUGGUAGAAAGCCUUUUAUCCUGUGAUUUUUUGUUGAUAUACAUAAAGAUACCGCAUUUUGUUUCUAUUUCUGUUUUUAUCAUGAUUUUUGGCGAUUUUACUACACGUUCUGUGACGACACUGAAGAACUAGCAGUCGAAAAAGAACUGCAAGGCUCAUGACAUUAUUCAAUGAAGAUUGACUCUGACCGAGUCUCAAAGAUUUACUUCUCUUAUCUUAUACCCAUAACUAUAUCCCAAAGUACCUACAUAGAAAUAGUACUCAAAGAAACUACACCAUAUGAACGUAGACGCUGAUCAUUUUUUUCUUUAACACCCCAAUCAUCUGUGCUUCUCUUUCUCUCUUCGAUUCUUUUUCUUUUCCAGACGGACCAGACCAAAUCAAAUUCCGAGUCGGAAACGGGUUCCCGCUUCAGUGGGGAAAGAAAUAUGGGGCACUGUAGCAAUGAAC